Aureobasidium uvarum is the source of this 453-nucleotide messenger RNA. NCBI's taxonomy places the organism in Eukaryota, Fungi, Ascomycota, Dothideomycetes, Dothideales, Saccotheciaceae. The record is from the annotation of a GenBank genome assembly.
AUGUCAAAACAAUCAGUUCUUCUCAUCAACGGUCCUAACCUCAACCUCCUGGGCACUCGGGAGCCGCACAUCUACGGAUAUGAGACACUACAAGACGUAGAAACCGCAGCCCAAAAGCAAACAUCAGGACUUGGCCUUGAAAUCGCCACAUUCCAGUCAAACCACGAAGGUCACAUCAUCGAUCGUAUCCACGAAGCACGAGGCAAAUGUGCUUACAUUAUCAUCAACCCUGGAGGUCUUACGCACACAAGUGUCGCUCUGCGAGACGCACUGAAUGGAGUGGCUAUCCCUUUCAUCGAGGUCCAUAUCAGUAACGUGCACGCUCGGGAGGAGUUUCGUCAUAAGAGCUUCUUGAGUGACAAGGCUGUGGCUGUCAUUUGUGGAUUAGGAACUUUUGGCUACAAGGCGGCCAUCGAGUUUAUUGCUAGAAAGUUGGACACGGGACGGGCUUGA